AUGAACCAGAAGGCGGGAACAACACCGAUGCAGGAUGACAACCCAAAUUUCAGUUCUUCCACCACUGAGUCGUGUCCCAUCCCCACAGAAACGACGGAACCUCCCAGCACUCCGGCAGGGAACACCUCAGUGACACCGGCUCCCAGAGCGCUGCGGCUGGCGGGCGCCAUCCCGGACCAUGGAGGAGCCACCUGGAUCCCUGCAGAAUCUGACCUGAGACUCACCAGAGGAGGUUGCCACUGCACUGGGAUACUGGAGGUGAAAUGGGAAAACCAGUGGAGACCAAUUUGCUGGGAGAGCAUGAGCGUGGGCAACCUGGCUUGGAUCUGCCAGCAGCUGAAGUGCGGCCCCCUGACCUCUGAGCCCUUGGAGUUCAACAUUCCCGGUGGGAAAGGACUACAGAGUCUGGCCAGGAGGUGCAGUUCCCCGCCUGAAUGCCAAUGGGAGCUGGAAAACUGCACAAAUCACGUCAUUGUUGCCUGUGGAGAGCCGGUGAAAACCACUCCCAAGCCCCCACCAGCACCCCCGACCACCACUCCGGAGCCCACGGGACCCCCCAGGCUGCGGCUGGUGGACGGGAAUUUCAGCUGCUCCGGCUUCCUGGAGCUGCACAAGCAGGGGCUGUGGGGGGCCGUGGCGAGCAUCCCGCGCUCCUGGACAGAUCUGGUCACCCUCAUCUGCCAGGAAUUGCGCUGUGNCGACUGCAGCCACAAGGAGGACGCCGGCGUGGUUUGCUCAGAGCACCAGGAGUGGCGGCUCUCCGGAGGCCGGGAUGCGUGUGCCGGCAGGGUGGAGGUGUUUUUCCGAGGCACCUGGAGCACGGUGUGUAACAGCACGUGGUAUGACACGGAGGCCGCGGUGCUGUGCCGGUCGCUGGGAUGCGGGGAUGUGCUCCAGCGGCUGGCCUUCCCACACACGCUGCCCGGGAAGAUGACAUACAUGUGCGGGAGCCUGCAGCCCUCGCUGGCACAGUGCCACUGGACCUUCAACAAAUCCGCGCCCUGUUACCAAUCCGGGGCUGCCGGGGUCAUCUGCAAUGGCUCCCAGGGUUUGGAGAUGCCAACGCCCACAGUGGCUGAGGUGACGCCCAGGAAUGUCACUGCCCUGCAGGCCGAGGAGGGGACCCCGACCCCGGGGACACCACUGGUGGACAGUCUCCUCUUUAUCCUGUGCCUGGUGCUGGGCGCGCUGCUCCUGCUCUCCGUGCUGGCCUUUUCCACUGCCCUGCUGAGGCUGAGGAAGAGGAGUGCCAUGUCCUCCUUGGGAACUCCCAUGCCAGUCCUGGUGACCCACAGCUCCCAGAGCCCCAACGCACCCUCCGGGAUCUCCAACGACUACAGGCAGGCUCCCACCAGCCUUCCCAAAGGAUCAGGUGGGUCUGGCAGGUCCCCCCAGGGGCUGUGGGGCCAGAGGUGCCAGCUGGUGACAGAUGCCACAUCCCCUUGUCACCCCCCAGACUGUCUGGUCAAAGGCAUUUCCAAGGAUUCUGAUUCCGACUCGGAAUAUUAUGAGUUCAGCAGCAAGCCUCCCAUCGCCCUGUCCACCUUCUACAACUCCCUGCGCCGGCAUCCCAGGGAGGAUCUCCUCCCUCCGAGACCCAGCCAGGACAGGAUGGAGCCAUUCCCUGUGGAUGGUAUGGCACAAGAGCUGGCCAGGCCGGGCCCCCCACUCCGCAGCUCCUCCAGCUCAUCCUCAUCCAUGGAGCCCUAUUGGAAUGGCAGCAUUCCCCCCCCUGUCCACGGCUACAGCACAGCGCCCCCAGCUCCCCCGGCAGCGCCCUCCCAGCCCUGGGCACCUGCGGCUCCGGCAGAUCCUGAUCCCGAUCCCAACGGCAGCUCCAGCACCUCCUCGGGGGAGUGGUACGAGAACGUGCAGGAGAGGGAGCCCCCCGGAGACCCCUCCUCACAUCCAGGUGAGGAUCCUGCGCUGGAGGGGAACACGGGGAGGAUCCCGACUUUUCCGAGGGCAGCGACUACGACGACAUCCAGGACUCUGCCUACUGAGCCUGCCCCACCACUCCAGAGGCCGAAUCUCCUGGAAUUCUCCAGCUUUCUCCUCCAGAAUUCUCCAGCCAUCUCCUCUGUGCUGUCAUUAAAAGCUUUUCCCACCGUGUCCCUUGUCCAUAGGGGUGUCACCAGCCCCGCAGUGAGGCUGGGCCACCAAGUGCUCCCACUCGUCCACUAA
Zonotrichia albicollis (white-throated sparrow) is the source of this 2184-nucleotide messenger RNA. The record is from RefSeq and is a predicted model, not a curated record. NCBI's taxonomy places the organism in Eukaryota, Metazoa, Chordata, Aves, Passeriformes, Passerellidae.